This is a messenger RNA of Lineus longissimus, 1499 nucleotides long. Its product is annotated as speedy protein 1-B-like. Lineage: Eukaryota; Metazoa; Nemertea; Pilidiophora; Heteronemertea; Lineidae. Gene Ontology annotation, biological process: positive regulation of cyclin-dependent protein serine/threonine kinase activity. Bases 321 to 1304 code for a protein of 327 amino acids. Gene Ontology annotation, molecular function: protein kinase binding. The transcript is spliced from 6 exons. The record is from RefSeq and is a predicted model, not a curated record.
UUCGAGGGCCCCAAUACUUUUGACGUUCGAGGUGGCCGGAAGGCCCGCAUCACAGUCCGUUUUUUAGCUACCACCUUGUUUGCAGACGACGCAAGUUUGUCAGAUUUUUGACAUUUUCAUUAUUUUUGUCCUGCUAAUUCUGCCCACGACGACGUCGACGGUCUGUGUUCUUCCAUUUUAUAAAUAUUCUUCUUGUGGAGAAUAACUUCAAGAUUCACAAGAAAUGACAAAUGGCAAUGAAUACGACCAAUCUACAACUAAAUCAAGGAACUAACCGACUUUCCGUCUAAAAUUUAAAACCCAUCAACAUUUCCCCAAAAAUGGCAUCAGCUCUCUCGGCCCUGUCAAGUAAUGACAUUUUCAUCACGAGUCGAUCAUCAAGUGAUGCAUUGGGUUUAACCCUUUUGGGCUGUGAACAAACACAGAAAAUGAUUUCUCAAUUGGUCAGAAGUACCCCGGAGAACAUUAGUAAUUUGAUAUGCAGCAAAAACCAGAAGAAGCGGCGACGUUUGCAAUUUGAUGUUGCAUGUCCAGAAGAAACAGAUGGAGAUGAUGAGAUCAGCAAAGCAAAAAAGUCAAAGUCUUAUAAGAAGGACAAUCCCAGCUUCAUUGUCAAGAGCAAGGAAAUGAGAGCAUUUUUCAACCUUCUUGAUGAUAGCAUUAUAAGCAGUUUUCUGGCUCAUGAUAAGUGCAGGAGAAUCUCUGACAAGUAUCUGCUGGCAAUGACAUUUGCUUAUUUCAAGAGGGCAAAUUUUACAAUCCGAGAAUACAACCGAAUCAAUUUCUUCCGUGCACUAUACUUGGCAAAUGAUAUGGAGGAAGAUGAGGAGGACCUAAAGUAUGAAAUAUUUCCCUGGGGCCUUGGUCCAAAUUGGCAGCAACGGUACCCCGGCUUCCUACUGAAGCGAGAUCAGCUAUGGAAAAGAAUUGGAUACCGGGCUGUUGUGAGCAAAAAGUGUUGUGAUGAGGUAAUGGCAAUAGAACCAGACCAUACGUCGUGGAAAAGGGUGCGUCCUGAGCAUCAUGGUGGCGCUGGUAGAGAUUACAUGAGAAAUCCCAGUGACACUUUAUUCCCCCGUGGACCUAGUGGAUCACCUCGUUACUGUUCUCAGUGUGAUACAUCAUCGGUUGAAUACGAUUCCGCAAGUCCUGACAGUAUUUCAUGGUACAUUUCUAGUCAAGAUUCGUCCCCAGGGUCACCAUUCCCUAAAGUUCUAGUGGUGACUGCUCCAUCAAGAUUUGACAUGGAAGGUCUGAAGGAAACCCUGCCAGAUGAUCUUAUUUGGGCACAUGGUGAAGAGUAACUCAGGAAAGAGGAUGAUCAGUUGAUAAACAAUACAAUGUGGUCAUCCUGAAUGAACAGUCACAUAUACAAGUGUAUGCCGACUGCUGUGAGGCCAGUUAACAUGGGAUUGAGCAGACAGGUCAACUGCAGAUCUGUUUAGUAUUGCCUGGACUGCUGGGUCUUUCUUAGUCAAAGGAGUAUGAAUAUCUAACAA